Messenger RNA from Medioppia subpectinata, 366 nucleotides. The record is from the annotation of a GenBank genome assembly. Lineage: Eukaryota; Metazoa; Arthropoda; Arachnida; Sarcoptiformes; Oppiidae.
ACAGCGUUUGUCGAGUGGAAGUCUCCACCACUGCCUCAAUACCAGCCGCGGACUAUUCGGUGGCGCAAACGAGCCCUCUAUGGCCUCGAGAGGAGUUGGUCUCAAGAGUUCCAGACAGUGAACGCCCCAAACAUACCGCUGCCCACAGUGUAUGUCGAGCCCAUCAAACACUUCUACAUCUUCAGAGGCGAUAGAGUGGAGGUAUUGGUGGGCAGAGACAAAGGCAAACACGGGAUCGUUAACUAUGUGGUGACUGAACGCAAUUGGGUGUGCGUUGAGGGACUCCAUCUCAAGUACAAGACUGAGAGCAAAAGCCACGAUUACCCGGGAAUGAUGGUCUCCACCGAACGGCCUCUACUCGUGCCC